Messenger RNA from Caenorhabditis sp. 36 PRJEB53466, 632 nucleotides. Lineage: Eukaryota; Metazoa; Nematoda; Chromadorea; Rhabditida; Rhabditidae. The record is from the annotation of a GenBank genome assembly.
AUGGCUGACAUGAUUGUGAGUUGUUAUCUUCACCAUUUUUCUAGUCAUUCAAUGUUUUCAGAGCUACAUCACUCGUUUCAAAGUGCGAUUCGAGACUGAAAUUUCGAAACUCGAGACUCAUCCGCUUCCGCAAGCAGCCCUUCACAACCUUCAAAUCACUAGAGCCCGCCGCGUUGUCGACGCCGUGAACGUCAUUCUGAAAAUGGGUCCGCGUGCAAUCGCCAUUGUAAGUUCUAGAAAAGAAAUCGCCGUCUUCUUCUUAGAGCGUUGUUUUUGUCUUCUUCACCCGCUCUCCGUAGGUCGAGACAACCCUCUCACCCACUCUCCCUGCGCAUUCUCAAAAACCGCUGUAUGCGCUCCACGUCAUAGUCUCGCGGGCCUUGCCCAGAGUAGUGUCUGAAGGAAAUAGAGAAGAGGGUACGGACUAGACGAUCAGUCUGGGCAAGAAUUCCAAGUAAAUUCUAGAGAGAGAGUAUGAUUUUCAGGAUCACCGAAAGUUCGAGGAUACUCGGGCGAUCAUCUUCAACAACACUGCGGCUUUUAGUUGCACCCAGCGUCUUAUCCGAGACGGCGCCAUUAAUCCGCCACGGAUGGUCCCACAGCACCUGCUCCCACCGAUGCGACGCCGUUGA